AUGGCAGCGACAUCUUCAGCCCACGAUAUUUAUCACGGACCACGCACAUCCUCGUCAAGUCCAUUGUCCAUGCCGGUCCACCUCAACGCCACCGCCGCGGCCACGGCGCGCACCCAUCCAGCGCCUUCGAAUACUUCUUCAAAGGGCCCGAGCUCUGUGACAUCCAAACUGGCGGCGACAAGAGGGGCAUUGCCUCCAGUUCUGGAUCGGCAACACGUUGCAGGCCCUCUCGCAGCGCCAGCGCCCGUCCCUGACAGCGCGGGAGCACCCUCACCACCCGCGAACGCACCGGGCACGAUGCCCAUUGCCGCCGAGGAUGGGACGUUCGGAGUGCCCGAAAAUGUGCCAGCGAAUGCACCGGCCAAUCUUCCAGUAAACGCCCCAGCGAACGGACUAGCAAACGCUCCUGUAAAUGGACAGGUGAACGCUCCUGUGAAUGGACCAUCGAACGCUCCGGCGAAUGGACCAUCGAACGCUCCGGCGAAUGGACCAUCGAACGCUCCUGCGAAUGGACCGGCGAGCGCCCCUGCGAAUGGGCCACCAAAUGUGCCGUUGAAUGGGCCCGCGCAACCCGCGGAAGAGCCAGUCGAGGUGCCUAUCAACGAGAAGGAGAGACCUCAAUCGCCGUCGAACACACUCAUAAACGGACCAGAGAAGGUGCCUGUGAACGCGCCUUAUGUUGAAGAUGAAGCACCUAAAAGACCUUCAACUACUCCCAUCAAUGCACCUGCCAGGGCACCCGCAGCGGCACCACCGACUACGUCCAUUACAACUGAAAAUGAGGCGCCUCGGCUAUCAGCGCCUUCAAUGGCGAAGACACCUGUUGUGUCUCCUACUGCUGUCGUGGACGAUACAGCUCGACUGCCAGCCGAUACACACAGCAUCACUCCGGUGAGGGCACCGGCGAAGGAAUCUGCGAGCCUCCCGGGAUAUCCAUCACAAAGCAAACCAGGAAACGUGCCACCCGUCCCUCCAAUCGUUGUCGACAACGGCAUCGCGCUACAAUCCUCAGGCAUAGCAGCGACAAAGCCUUUUCCUACCGAAGCUAGGACACCGCCGGCGAAUGCAUCGACUACUAUCCCUCUCGCCGGCGACGACGUCCCAGUUUCGCCACUCACGAACGUGCCGGCAGUAACGCCUAUUGCCGCCGGCGGUGCACUGCCGUCACCACCGGGAGCUUCAACCUCAACAACGCGUGUUGUUGUUGAGGAGAUUCCGCCUGUUGUACUAACAAACUCAUCCACCGUCUCCUCAGCAGAGGCACCAUCGCGCCCCACAACUGUAGAAUUGCCCGGGAGCAAGUCAACAAGCAGUCUCUCAGGCGGCGAAGUGACGACUCCAACGGACUCGGCAACCCUUUCAUCGGGAGCAUCAGCUGUUCCGGGCUUGUCCGAAACCAUAGCACAGUCAGCCUCGUCUGCCCAGGAACAGUCCUCGCCAGCAUCCGUAACUAGCUCAACAAGCACGUCCGUCCCAACAUCGAGUGUCACGAGCACUCAAGCGACACCACAAGAGCCUGCGAAAUCGCCGACGCCAGACAGUUCUGUCUCACCUCCUGGAUCACCUACGCCAGAGACCUCUGAGCAGCCAACACCAGAGCCUGUGGCUCCCCCUAGGCAGACUGCUACGCUUAGCAAUGAUGAGCCUUUGCCCCAGUCUUCAGAGGCACCUAGACAGGAAUCCAGCCAGCGACCUGACAUCGAAGCCACGCAGGGUAACCAACCUCCGCAAAGACCGGCGCAAACCCCUGCCAAUAGUUCCUCUCGGACCCCGGCGAGCGACUCGAGUCCGGCAGUUGCGACGCAGCCUAGGCCCACACAAGGAACUGACCUCGGCACACAACCUAAGCCUCCUCAGAAUCCAGCAAUUUCGUCUACAGAUGUUGGAGCACCCACCCCUGUGUCCUCGAGCAGCAGUUCUACGGUGACACAGACAACGUUGCAAACUUUGACGGGAAGUACUGCAGACGGGGCGGCAGCGCCAAUCUCGACGAGCACGUCCAAUCCGAGCACCACCAGAACGAUCGACCCUUUCUCCGAAAACCAACCCCACGACAAUAACAACCCAACAGGCGACCACCAUGGAGGUGCGGGUAACCAUAGAGGCGGUGGCUCAGAUAUCGUUCCUCCCGCCACCAGCUCCACUUCUUCGUCCGGGGGAUUGUCGAAACAGAGUAUCAUCGGCAUAUCCGUUGGAGGGUUCGCGGCUCUUGCACUCAUUGCUCUCUUGAUAUGGGCAUGGCGAAAGAGAGCAGCUAAGAAGCGCAGGAGGAGUGAAAACGCACAAAUAGCCGAUCAGCUCUAUGGGAGCGCCAGUGAGAAGAAGGUUGCUGCAGCGGCGCCGGCGCCAAGUUGGGUAUUUGGACCACCAGCUGCGUGGCUGCCCCAUCGCGACAAUGUUGGACGCAGCAAUGAUGGAGGCUCAUCGCUCUAUACGGAGGCACCGGUGCCGGCCCAGAACGUUCAGCCUGCAAACCGCCAUCCGAUGUUGGGAAAGUUGACGCCCAACUUCGGCGCGGACUGGUGGCGGUGGCGCGCAGGCCCUGGCAACGGCUCGAAUACUCAGCAGCUGCCAGUCGAGGGCAACCAGAGAGCGGCCAUGCCGAGUGGCCAGCUGGAUGUUGGGGCCAAUCUGGGCUUCAGUCUUCAAGGCUCCGGGACAUUUGAUCCGUUUUCUGAUGCUCACGCUGCAUCUGCACCACAAGCCUACAUGCCAGCGCAGCCUCUCGAUAGAAGACUGCCGGCUGACCCCUUUGCUGACUCUGCCGCGGUACUGGGACCUUCGGUGCAUAGACGAAGCAAAAGCCGCAAAGGAUCAGUCACGUAUGCACCAACAAUCCCACCACGCGCGCGGGGUCGUUCGCUCAAUGCCACGACGGGAGGCUUCCAGAAUCCUCCACUUCAGCCGGCAUCUCGCGCGCACUCAAUGCACCGGGAAUCCACUCAGAGCGCGGAGUCAUUCUCGGAAAGGCGCAACAAGUUCCGGUCCGACCCGUUCGAUCUGGAGCUCCAGGGCGGCAUAAUGCCAUCAGCUACGGCGCUGGCACAAAUGCCACGCAACACGGCUGCCAGCUCGAUGUACAGUACACAGACACGCCAUGGAAGCCCCUCGUCGUCACGAUACACGAGUGGAGUGAGCGCCAGCGACGUGGGUGAGGCCGGCCCUGUCGGCGUCGCACCGGGGCGCAGGAGUGCCGACAGCCCAACACUGGCAGACAUGCCGCCGCCGCCGCCGCCGCCGAGGGCGAGGACGCGCCCACCAGGGGCGCAGGGAACUGCGGUAACUUCUCCAGGCAUGGCUGUGGGCCAGGCGUUGUAG
Purpureocillium lilacinum is the source of this 3318-nucleotide messenger RNA. The record is from RefSeq and is a predicted model, not a curated record. NCBI's taxonomy places the organism in Eukaryota, Fungi, Ascomycota, Sordariomycetes, Hypocreales, Ophiocordycipitaceae.